GUAUCUAACAUUGAAAAAUCGUCAUCUACAGUCCGUGCAGAAUAUUUUCAUCCUGAAUUUGGCUGCCAGUGAUGUGCUCAUGUGCUUAACGUCGUUGCCGAUUACACCGAUUACGAACGUCUACAAGACCUGGUUUUUCGCAUCACCCGUCUGCAAGCUCAUUCCACUUGUGCAGGAGACGAAAUGGCUCAUGCAAUGA
This is a messenger RNA of Cooperia oncophora, 199 nucleotides long. The record is from the annotation of a GenBank genome assembly. Lineage: Eukaryota; Metazoa; Nematoda; Chromadorea; Rhabditida; Trichostrongylidae.